AGUCACCCGGUCUGGCGGGGCCGGGGACGAUGCUGAGGCGGUCGCAGUCGCGGCCCAGACAGGCGCUCAAGGGGCGGCGAGCUCAGCACUAGGCCGGGCCCGGCGCCGCGGAGCUCCCCGCCGCUGUGGAGCUGAGGAGGCCAAAGGAAGCAGCGGCAAGAGGUGCCCCAGCGCCGCCGCCUCCGCCGCUGCCGCCAUGCCGGGUCCCCCCGUGGCAGGAGCGCCCCCCGGGCCGGACCCGGAGGAGCGCUACGACUUCCUCUUCAAGCUGGUGCUGAUCGGCGACGCCAGCGUAGGCAAGACGUGCCUGGUGCAGCGCUUCAAGACCGGGGCCUUCGCCGAGAGGCAGGGCAGCACCAUCGGUGUGGACUUCACCAUGAAGAGCCUGGAGAUCCAGGGCAAGCGGGUCAAGUUGCAGAUCUGGGACACAGCUGGUCAAGAACGGUUUCGGACCAUCACCCAGAGUUACUAUCGAAGUGCCAAUGGAGCUAUUCUAGCCUAUGACAUCAGCAAGAGAGGCUCUUUCCAGUCUAUUCCUCGCUGGAUCGAGGAUGUGAGGAAAUAUGCAGGUUCCAACAUAGUACAAUUGCUGAUUGGAAACAAGUCUGACCUAAGUGACCGUCGGGAGGUUCAGCUAGAGGAAGCUCAGAGUCUGGCUGAGCACUAUGACAUCACCUGUGCCAUAGAGACUUCUGCAAAGGACUCCAGCAACGUGGAGGAGGCUUUUGUAAAGAUGGCAACAGAGUUAAUGAUGAGGCACGGAGGCCCCAUGUUCAGUGAGCAAAACACAGACAGCAUCAAACUUGACAGCAAGGAUGUGGAAGGAUGGGGGUGUGGUUGCUGAUGCAGGUUAUGUUAUCUCUAACUCUUACUGGAAUUACGAGGGUACCUGUCCUUCCCUUAUAAUUACACACACACCGUGCUGCAUAACAAAGCAGCAGUAUCCUUUUCCUGCAAGCCCAAUAUUUUUGUAGGUUAGACAUUAACAUUUGCAGGAUACUUUUAAAUAUGAAGGGGCUUUCUUUUGUAGAUCUAAAAGUUAGCCUUCCACAGCCGUUACUCUGUAGCAGUUUCUACCACAUUCCUUUCAGAGGAACUUGUGCAAUUUGAAAGUUAAGUUGCACAGAAGGAAGCCACUGGGAUCUCUUUGUAUGAAAUUGUCUGAACAAGAAAUUACUGUGUUACCUGUUGUAAAUCCCUGUACAUGGAAGCUUGUACAGAAGAAGACACUUCUGCUUUUAUGUCAGUGAGUCUUAACACUGCCUCUGUUUUUAAACUCUCAGCAUUCCAAGAAUCAAAGAAUCAGAAACCACACAGUGUCAUUCAAUUUCUCUGCAGGGACGUUUCAAGUAUGAAAUACUUGAAAGUUUCCUAUAUAGGACAAAUCAGCUAACAUUUGUUCAAUAUGAGGAACCUCCAUAGAAGAUAGGUUUUUCUAGACAUUAAAUGUAGCAUCUGGUGAGGGUUGAUUAAUGCUGCGGGUGCAAAGCUAGCUGGACAGUUUUUUUGUCUCACAUUUUUCAGACAAAUAGAGAAACCAGUAUGAGCAGAACUGAACUGAACACAUGGGUCACUAAUUUAUUUUCUUUAUUUCCAUCUUGGAAGACUUGAUCCUAAAAACAUUUCAUUGAAUGGAAGUCCUACUGAUUUCAACAGAACCUUCUUGGAACGUAAAUGCCUUUGAAAAUUCAUCAGGCUCACUUCCAAGUAAAUAGGCUUAGGAUUGUAAUGUCAAUAUUAAGGUUUGUUCAUCAUUUAUUUUGCACAUUUUUAUAGCCCCCUUCUUGGAGAUUACAUUGUGUACCUCUAAUAUUCAGUGUUAUUAAUUUCAUUCAAAAUUCAUAUUCAGUACCUAUGAAAAUAUGAUGUUUUUGUUUUUUUACCAUUUGCUUCUUUAAUUGCUGCAGUGCAUCAAAUCAUUUUUAUUGAAGCUUAGUUUCAGUUACAUAUGCUGAUCAUUAAUGUUGUUGCUGGAGUAUUUUUUCCAUAGGAUGUCAUCCAGCUAGGGCUUCUUCUUAUUUAACUUUAGAUAUUAAAUUUGUGGAGGAAAUUGCAAAUCAUAAAUUAUUUAAGGUUGUUUUAUUUUUGUGUGCCAUGAAAUCAACUCCUCAUGAAGUUUGUCUGGGCCAGUUUUGUUAAGAAAUUGAUAAGUGUCUGUAAACUGCACAGUCAGGUAUAGGUGAUCCCUGUUAAUUUUCCUUAAAUGUCCACCCAUGUUAUGGAGCCCCUAUAAAUCAUGAAGCAAUUGCUCUCAUGUCAGAAUUUGGCUCAGGAGCUCCCAAUGUGGGACACAUUUUGUGAGUUGUAGGAUAACCCUUUU
Podarcis raffonei (Aeolian wall lizard) is the source of this 2320-nucleotide messenger RNA. It is a transcript of the gene RAB43, whose product is annotated as RAB43, member RAS oncogene family. Gene Ontology annotation, molecular function: GTPase activity; GTP binding. The record is from RefSeq and is a predicted model, not a curated record. Gene Ontology annotation, biological process: regulation of exocytosis; protein secretion. NCBI's taxonomy places the organism in Eukaryota, Metazoa, Chordata, Lepidosauria, Squamata, Lacertidae. The transcript is spliced from 3 exons. The coding region runs from base 197 to 844 and encodes 215 amino acids.